Daphnia pulex (common water flea) is the source of this 913-nucleotide messenger RNA. RefSeq names its product probable methylthioribulose-1-phosphate dehydratase. Gene Ontology annotation, molecular function: methylthioribulose 1-phosphate dehydratase activity; metal ion binding. The transcript has 7 exons. NCBI's taxonomy places the organism in Eukaryota, Metazoa, Arthropoda, Branchiopoda, Diplostraca, Daphniidae. The record is from RefSeq and is a predicted model, not a curated record. Gene Ontology annotation, cellular component: cytoplasm. The coding region runs from base 107 to 844 and encodes 245 amino acids.
UCGGUGUGUGUUGAUUGAUAAACAAAGACGACUGUCGUAACUCUUCGACCCAAACCGAUAAUAAAUGUAACACAUUUCCACAUUAAUCUGUUUUUGACACCGUAGAAUGGACGUUUGUCCUGCAAACUGCUCAACGUCAAAUGCGGCAGAUAAGCCCGCUUGGAAAGAAGAAGCUGAACACGAGUGGGAUGAGUUACAUCCACGUAAAUUAAUUCCUGAAAUUUGUAAUCUGUUAUAUCAUUUGGGAUGGGUUACUGGGACAGGAGGAGGCAUGAGCAUCAAACGAGGGGAUGCAAUUUACAUUGCUCCUUCUGGUGUGCAAAAAGAAAGAAUUAAGCCAGAAGAUCUUUUUGUUCAAGACAUACAUGGACAUGAUCUGAAAUUACCUCCUUCAUCAAAAGGCCUAAAGAAAAGCCAGUGCACCCCAUUAUUCAUGUGUGCAUACACAGAGAGAAGUGCUGGUGCUGUGAUUCAUACUCAUUCAAAAAAUGCAGUUCUGGUCACUUUGCUUUGUGAUAAAGAAUUUAAAAUCUCUCAACAAGAAAUGAUAAAAGGCAUAUGGAAUCCAGGAUUAGGACGGUACAAUAAGUUCAAUGAAGAAAUUGUUGUCCCUAUAAUUGAGAACACUUGCUGGGAGUCAGAAUUGGAAGGUUCACUUCGAGUGGCCAUGCACAAAUAUCCAAAUACCAGUGCAAUAUUAGUUCGCCGCCACGGGAUUUAUGUGUGGGGAUCUACGUGGGAGCAAACAAAAGCAAUGUGUGAAUGUUAUGAUUAUCUGAUGGAAUUGGCGGUGAAUAUGAAACAACUUAAUAUUCCCUGGCAUGCAGUUGAAUGGCGUCCUUAACCAAUAACGUUUCUCAACAGCAUUGACUGAAUAUUAUCAGAAGAUGAAAAUAUAAACUAAUCUACAAAA